Molecule: messenger RNA, 2487 nt
Organism: Anopheles funestus (African malaria mosquito)
Lineage: Eukaryota; Metazoa; Arthropoda; Insecta; Diptera; Culicidae
Product: SET and MYND domain-containing protein DDB_G0273589-like
Exons: 3
Coding region: 366-2132 (588 amino acids)
Molecular function (GO): protein binding
Source: RefSeq, a predicted model, not a curated record
AGCAUAGGAAAAAGCUACAUACAGAAAUUCUUCAAGUACUGUAUCUACAAAAAUUUAUCCGAUGUUUCAGCUACAAAGUGCUUUCAAUUAACAAGAAAGUAACAUUUAAAGAACACUACAUGCGGACGUCAAAUAUUUCCCACCUUUUUUAGUGGCAUUCAAAUGUCAAAACGAUCAAACAGGCACCAGCCUGGUAUGUCUUGCAUUACCGGGAAACACGUUCAUUCUUGUUUGAUUGGUGUAGAAGUUAACGGCGCCUCUAUUAUUUUCUAUUUCAUUUUUGGUACGUAAAUUAAGCCACUAUUGCAGUUUCAAAGUUGUUUCUAACGUGACUUUUCGGUAGAGAAUAAUUGCAUCCCAACAACAUGCUUCGACUGAUGAUGGAAACGAUGACUGAAGGAGAAUAUUUGUUUGAUGAACUGUGGGAGAAAACCAUCAAACGAAGCAUAAUAGCAGAAGAAAUGCGCCAGCUUCCUAACGACCAGUUUUUAGAGUUUAUUAUUCCCAAAAUGGAGACUGUUCUGCGCAACUUUCCGUUUCGCGAGCGAUUGCGUUUGAGCACCGAUGUAAAAGACAAGGCGCAAGCCAUUGCCUUUCGUACGAAGGGAAACGAAUAUUUCCAUCCGACGCGUACUGAUCGACUUGGAGUUGCAACGAAAUAUUAUAAUCAUAGUAUCGCGCACGCUGAGAAAGGUUCGGAGGAAAGAGCGAUAGCCUACGCUAAUCGCUCGUUUGUUUGCCUUCAGUAUGAACGAUACGAGGAAUGUCUGGUGAAUAUUCGCUUGGCACGGGAGUCAAAUUGUCCGGAGCGACUCAUGGAAAAGCUAAAUAGACGAGAAGCUGCUGCUUUGGAUGGUUUAUUGAAACCACACACGGAUACUGGCAUUGAGAGGGAAGAUGUAGACGAGCUUAAAUUAAGCUACAACUCUCAUAAAAAUGUACCGCAAAUGGUCGAAUGUUUGGAGCUGCAUCGUAACGAAGAAUUCGGACGCCAUAUGGUGACCACUCGGAAGCUGAAAGCCGGAGAUAUCUUGAUGAUCGAGAAACCAUUUGCGACCAUGCUGUACGAUGACGCCAAACUUACGCGAUGUGCUCACUGUCACGAUAUCAAGCCACUUAUUCUUAUUCCUUGUGAAGGCUGUACCAUGGCCAUGUACUGCUCCGAGGAGUGUUUAAGCAAAGCGCACGGACAAUAUCAUCGUUAUGAGUGUGCAAUGCUUAAAGAUUUGUGGCGAAUUUGUGGUAAUAAGGACAUGGGAGGUAUGGCAGGAAUACGAACAGUUGCAACUGCAAUUGCGCUUUUUGAUCAUGAUUUGGAUGAAAUGAAGGAUCACCUGAACGGUCUGGACGAAUCGAAGGUGAAUGCAUUUACGAUGGAUUGGAGAACGGCUACGCCUAAGGAUGUAUACGACACGGUGCAUGUGCUGUCCACCAAUCAAGCACUCCGUAGUCGUAAAGAGCAAGCAAUGCAAAUUUUCUUUGCCACCAUCAUUCACCAGCUGAUGCUGGAUCGCACCGAACUGGGAGAAAUCUGCGCAACAAAUGCUGAAAACCGCAAGCUGUUGUUCGAUUUAAUUCUACGUCAUUGGCAAAUUUCUCAGGUCAACAGCAUUUCAUUGACUAAUUUGCAAUCGUAUGGAAGCCAGAUCGUCGGGGAAACGCAUGUGGUGGCAUUUUUACCCUUAAUAAGCAUGUUGAAUCAUUCCUGCGUACCGAAUGUGUCGCGAGUUACUCUCUGUGAUGGACGCUGUGCUGUAGUAGCCAUCAGACCGAUCGCAGCAGGGGAGCAGCUUUUCGAUUCCUAUGACUUAAGUGCAAACGAAUGCAUUACAGGCGAUAGAUUGCACUGCUUAAAGACAUAUUACCAAUUUACCUGUCGGUGCGACGCAUGUGAGUUAGAAAUAGAUGAAGCCUACGCAAACCAUGAAGAUACAGAAGUUACGCUAAUUGCUGAAAGGAUGAAAAAAGCCUCAAACAGUGUACCGUUGCUGACAUCGCACUUGAAUGCAGUCGGGCGACAUUUUCCAUCAUAUAGGUUAACCGAUCCUCAGCGAAUGCUAUGGCAUGGUUUGUUAUUACUCCACGGUACUUUAAUUGUGGAUAUUUUGCCCGUUUCCUUUAAAAAAGUUUGAAACUUACGAAUCAUUCAGAGAUAAGCGAUACGUAACGAAGGUUCUUAGUUUUCAUUUAUUCGGGCUAUGUUUUAUGUUUUCCUUAUUAAAGGUUUAUAAUUAUCAAUCAAUGCCAAACACUUUAGCCCUUUAAAACUCAAAACAAUAUUGUACGCAAAGGUACUUAUGCACUUAACAUUGGGACUUACAGUAGAAAACACACGUUAUCUCAUUUAUUGUUAAAUGUUCAUCAUUAAUCAAUUAAAUCAUUAAACUGAAAUAAAUCUGUUUCUUCUACUUUGUUCGAAAUGUGCAGUGUUUUCUUUUGUUUAAAAAAACAAUCAGGACUAAAUUAUUAUAAUGGGAAGAAACUUAU